CGGCGAAGAAACUGCUUUAUAAAAGUAGUAGUAGUAGUGAUAAUAAAGAGAGGUCCACAUUGUCUUUCCUCGUCACAAAACUCACUUUGCAACAGAGACAGAGAUUAAGAAAGCAGAAGAAUGUCGAGUUCUGCCGAGUGUCGGGAAUUUUCUGGUCGGAAGUUACAGAAGAAGCCGAGCUUCUCAGAGACGUGUAGUCGUUUGAGUCGUUAUCUCAAGGAGAAGGGUAGCUUUGGAGAUCUCAGCUUAGGGAUGACAUGCAACCCCGACGUCAACGGAGUUUUGGCUGUGUCACGUCAGCCCACAGUGAUGAAUCUGUUCCCUUGUGAAGAAGCUUGGUUUCCUCAAGACGUUAAACCAAAGAAUGAUAUGGUUCCUCGUCAUCAGUCAAGCUUGUCUUCCUCCUCUUCCUCUGAAGCAAAGGAAGAAGUCGAGAAGAUCACAGAGACUAAAACUCUGAAGGUGGAGUCUCAAUCUUCUGCUCCCUUGACCAUAUUCUACGGUGGUCAAGUUAUGGUGUUUGAUGAUUUUCCUGCUGAGAAAGCCAAUCAACUCAUUGACUUAGCUAACAGGGGAAGUGCCAAAAGCUUCACAGCUGAACUGAACCAUAAAGAUAUUGCUUAUACUCAAAACUUAGCCAAGAACCAUAAAGAUAUUACUUCUACUACCCCAAAUCCUAGUCCUACAAAAACACAAGAGCCAAUACAGACCAACACGUCCUCUUUAGCUUGCGAGCUUCCAAUUGCUAGAAGAGCUUCGCUUCAUCGAUUCCUGGAGAAGAGAAAGGAUAGGAUUACAUCAAAGGCACCGUACCAAAUAGACGGUUCAACCGAAGCAUCUUCCAAGCCUAACACGUCCUGGCUAGGUUCUCAGUAAAUCUCAUGAGACUGUCUAGGUUCCAGAAAUGCCAUUUGAGAGAACAGCUCGAAAAAAGAUUCUUUUGAUGCCCCCAUCGUUUACAAAUACUCGUUUUGUUUGUUCAUUGCGCCAAAAAAAAACUUGUAUGAAUGUAAUCGUUAUAGUUUUCUUGUUUGGUUUAAGCCAUUGUGUCAUAAACCUUUCCUCUGCCGAUUUCAACAUUUUCUUGCAAUCCAAGUGUUCUUUUAUUCACUUAUCUAACCUAAGGACAUGAUUAAUCCGAUCUUUUAGCAAUUUUUUAUAUAUUUUUUUAUAUUUUUC
Molecule: messenger RNA, 1179 nt
Organism: Eruca vesicaria subsp. sativa (arugula)
Lineage: Eukaryota; Viridiplantae; Streptophyta; Magnoliopsida; Brassicales; Brassicaceae
Source: the annotation of a GenBank genome assembly